AUGAGCGCAGGGCCGGCACAUCUCCUGACAACUCUCUUCAUGGCAGCGGCAGCCAUGGGCUACCCGUCCCGGCGCUCUGCCACCGACCUGGAUGCCACCCCCAGGACAACAGUCACCUUUGAUGAGCUGUCGGGAGUCCGGCGCUUCACUGCACACACCCUCAACUACAGCACCCUGCUGCUGGAGGAUGAGCGGGGCAUCCUCUACGUGGGUGCCAGGGGAGCCAUCUUCGCCCUCAACUCCAGCGACGUGGCCGACGGCUCCCACCACACGAUCCACUGGGAAGCCUCCCCGGAGAAGCGGAUGGACUGCCUGCAGAAGGGCAAAAACAACAAGACCGAGUGCUUCAACCACGUGCGGUUCCUGCAGCGGCUGAACAGCACCCACCUCUAUGCCUGCGGGACCUACGCCUUCCACCCGCUCUGCGCCGCCAUCGAUGCUAACAGGUUCAUGUUGCCGUCUCACUUUGAAGAAGGCAAGGAGAAGUGUCCAUAUGACCCUGCCCGUGGCUACACUGGGCUCAUUGUGGAUGGAGGCUUGUACACAGCAACACGCUAUGAGUUUCGGAGCCUCCCUGACAUUCGGAGGAACCUGCACCAGCGGCCACUGAAAACAGAGGAGUCCCCACUGCACUGGCUGAAUGACGCGGAGUUUGUGACCUCUGUGCUGGUCCAGGAGAGCAAGGACAGCCCUGUGGGUGAUGAUGACAAAAUCUACUACUUCUUCAUGGAGCGGGCAGGAGAGGAGACCACAUCCUUCUUUGACAAGAGUCAGGUGGCCCGAGUGGCCCGGGUGGCCCGUGUUUGCAAGAGUGAUGUGGGGGGGAAGAAGAUUCUGCAGCGCAAGUGGACGUCCUUCAUGAAGGCACGCCUGGUCUGCUACAUCCCCUACUACGAGGUGCUGCGCAGUGUCUGCAGCCUGGACGGGGGCGGCUGGGCCAGCACUGUCUUCUAUGCUGCCUUCGCACUCUCAGCACAGUGGAGGACCAUGGAGGCCUCGGCUGUGUGCCGCUACAACAUCUCGGCGGUGCAGCGUGCCUUUGAGGGCCCCUACAUGGAGUACCAGGACUGGGCUCGCAAAUGGUCCCGCUACGACGGUGCAGUGCCCGAGCCCCGGCCCGGCUCCUGCAUCACGGACCACUCCCGCAGGAAGGGCUACAACUCCUCGCAGGACCUGCCCAACAGUGUCCUGGACUUUGUCAAGCUGCACCCACUCAUGUUUGAGGAGGUGAAGCCAGCUGAUGGGGAGCCGCUCCUGGUGAAGAAGAACGUGGUGUACAGCCAGCUGGCUGUAGACAGGGUGCAGGCCCUGGAUGGUCGCUCCUACGAUGUGCUCUUCAUGGGGACAGGGGAUGGCUGGAUCCACAAGGCUGUGGUGGUGAACUCUGGCAUCCACAUUGUGGAGGAGGUGCAGGUGUUCAGGGACCUGCAGCCUGUGGAGAGCCUGGUGAUCUCCCACAUCCAGAGGAGCCUGUACGUGGGGGCAGCCAGCGGGAUCGUGCAGGUGCCCCUGGCCUCCUGUGCCAAAUACUCCUCCUGCUAUGACUGCAUCCUUGCCCGGGACCCCUACUGUGCCUGGGAUGGCAGGGCAUGCCGCGCCAUCGCCACCACACACAGCACAGGGCUGGUGCAGGACAUUCAAAGUGGCAACAAGGGAUGCCGGAGCAGCUCUGGACGGGUGCGUGUCCCCACAGGCUCCCUGCUGUGGAAAAACCGGACGGUGCUGCAGGGGGACGAUGUGCUGCUGCCCUGUGACCAGCGCUCCAACCUGGCCCGAGCCGUGUGGCUGCUGAACGGCAGCGAAGUGCUGGGCAUGGGGCAGGACCGGCUGCGCGUGGGGGUGGAUGGGCUGCUGGUGACGGACACGCUGCCCCAGUACAGCGGCGAGUACCGCUGCUACGGCGAGGAGCAGGGUCUCCGGACACUGUUGGCUACCUACAGCCUCUCCGUGCUGCCCGAGCUGCCCCGCAGCCCUACAGCUGCCCCAUCACCCCAUGCCUCCAGCCAGACGACCAAUGACAUGAAGGUGGUUUACAUUUCUGCCAUCGUCACUUUGGUGGUGCUCUGCACUGUGCUCAGCAUCAUCCUCCUGUACGUGUCCUGCCUGGAGAAGCGCAAGGGCAAGUAUGUGCUAGGGGAGCCGCGGCCAGCCAGCGUGGAGCUGCAGACCGUCUCGGCCAACUGCCUGCGCAAGGGCCACCGGGAGGAGGAGGAGGAAGAGCUCACCUACCCCGACGGCUGCCUGCGGAUCAUCCCCGGCGAGGCGCCCACGGCUGCCACCUCCCCAGUCAAGGAGCUGCCGGCUGCUGUGCCCCCACUGCCACCCCCGCUGCCAGCCGAGCUCACCAAUGGCGUGGGGGCUCUGCCCAACGUCCUGCGGAAGAUGAACGGCAACAGCUACAUGUUGCUGCAGCAGCAGGAGGAGCCACUGGCCUCUCCGCUCUACAACGCGUCCUUCACCGAGGAGCUCAACAAAAUCCUGGAGAAGCGAAAACACACGCAACUGGUGGAAAAGCUGGAUGAGAGCUCUGUGUAGGGGCUGGGGAGGGGGGUCCUGCCAGUGGGGCCCUCCUCCCCUCCAGCCC
Molecule: messenger RNA, 2584 nt
Organism: Agelaius phoeniceus (red-winged blackbird)
Lineage: Eukaryota; Metazoa; Chordata; Aves; Passeriformes; Icteridae
Gene: SEMA4G
Product: semaphorin 4G
Biological process (GO): positive regulation of cell migration; neural crest cell migration; axon guidance
Cellular component (GO): plasma membrane
Molecular function (GO): semaphorin receptor binding; chemorepellent activity
Source: RefSeq, a predicted model, not a curated record